Messenger RNA from Guyanagaster necrorhizus, 1835 nucleotides. Its product is annotated as PH domain-like protein. The coding region runs from base 92 to 1537 and encodes 481 amino acids. The record is from RefSeq and is a predicted model, not a curated record. The transcript has 4 exons. Lineage: Eukaryota; Fungi; Basidiomycota; Agaricomycetes; Agaricales; Physalacriaceae.
UCUUAUUGCUUUGUUGCGACUUUGCUGUCAACGCUCCGUAACGCUUCCUGUACACAACUCCCCGCGUCGACGACGGCGACUUGACGACAGAAUGUCUGCACCUGCUGCGGCUCCUUCAGCGCAGGAGGUUCAACGAAAGCUCUCUGUCCACUCUGCUGCCAAAAGUCCUAAACCCCAAAGCAUUUCGGUUGCCGCUGUCUCUGGAACAGAUUCGGAUUCGGAUUCCAUUUUAACCCCAGAUGUACACUCAAUAUCGUCUUCUGGACUGGUCACUGGCGUUACUGGCUCAGUUCACGGCUCGGCCCUUACCCAGGCCCCUCUUUCUGCCAUUGCUGAAAGGAGGUCUAAUAGCGGGGAAGAUACCGAGGAUGAAGAUGAUGAGGAAGAGGGAGGCUGGAAAUCUGCUAACAGUAGGGUGGGCACUCAUGAUUCCGUUGACGAAAGUGUCAUCAAGGCCGGCUAUUUAUGGAAGAAAGGCGAGCGAAGAAAGACAUGGAAAAAGCGGUGGUUCGUCCUACGACCGACUCAACUAGCUUACUACAAGACGAACGCCGAAUACCAGCUACUUCGCCUUUUGGAACUAUCAGAUGUCCAUUCCUGCACACAAGUCUCGUUGAAGAAACACGAAAACACAUUUGGGCUCGUCUCGCCUGUGCGAACCUUCUAUCUGCAGGCUGAAUCACCGGGCGAUGUUCAGGAAUGGAUCACCACCAUCGAUGAAGCCAGACAAACUCUUCUUGCCACAACAACUCCAAACUCGGUUUCUAGUCCUAUCCCUAUACCCAAAAUGCAAGACCGAUCCAGCAAUGUCUCUCCGCCAAUGAUAACACCUUCUCCACCCUCAUAUCCCAAUUAUGCCCAAAAUGCACCUUCUUCAGACUCGGAAGAUGCCUCUCCUGUAGGUCAAAGGACUUACUCGGUAUCUUCACAACAUCGUUCUAGUAUCACUUCUUCACCGUCGAAAAUCCCAACUGGAACGGUAAAGGAUCCAACGAAGAGUGUUCUUUCUGGCUACCUCAUGAAGUGUGGAUCGAAGCGGCGGAAUUGGCGUAAACGUUGGUUUGUUCUUUCCGGUGAAAAAUUAGUAUACUACACGAGCCACAUGGAUGCAAAACCUCACCGACAAUUUCAGUUGACGGAGAUUCUGGACGCUCUCGAAUACGACUUGCCUGCUCAUCGACAACCGCUCGCAACGUCGCCUCCCAUACCAGCCUCGAUGGAGCCAGAUGACGAUCACAGUGAUCAUACUUUCAAGAUUGUUACGACCAAACGAACACUGCUUCUUUGUGCGCCGAACGAGGAGGACGAAAUCAAGUGGCUAGGCGCGAUACGAGCACUAAUUGCUCGUAGAUCUGGUUCCGGUGUUGUCCCUGGUGAGACUACGAAGAUUCCUGCCGUCACAGCAUCCAUAAGCCCGAAUGGUUCCGGAUUUACGUCUGGUUCGAGUGGGGGUAUCAAAGGCAAGGUUCGAAGGGUGAGCGUGAGUGGUUCCGGGGUAAACCCUGGCAUCAUAAUUGAAGAAGGGAGUCAGAAUUAGUCUUGGUUGGAGAAAUUGCAAACGUUUUCCCACUCGUCCUCUCUGUUUUUCCGAGUCGCUCAUCUUUCCUUGCUAUUUUUAUUUGCUGCGAAGACAAGACAUCAAGAUGGACACUGCGUUCCCUUUACUUCGGAACACCCAUUUUUGGUUGCAUCCAUACAUAUGCUGAUUUCCUAAAUUGUUCAUACUACUCUUUGGCUUGGGGACUGUGGAUAGAAUGCUUUCCGCUGUUGUAGUUGUUGCAAUGGAGAUGUCUGAUCUGUAGUAGUAUCGAUCAGGCAAGUCUUAUGUUGGUGCC